Molecule: messenger RNA, 432 nt
Organism: Cryptococcus amylolentus CBS 6039
Lineage: Eukaryota; Fungi; Basidiomycota; Tremellomycetes; Tremellales; Cryptococcaceae
Exons: 5
Coding region: 20-421 (133 amino acids)
Biological process (GO): protein folding
Cellular component (GO): prefoldin complex; cytoplasm
Source: RefSeq, a predicted model, not a curated record
ACUCUGUCAUUCGAACAGCAUGAGUUUGUUACCACCUGAAGAAGAAGGGGACGGCAUCGAAGUCGUCUGGGAGGACCAGCAGAGAAUCAACACUUUCUCAAAACUCAACAACAGACUUUCAGACAUUCAGGACCUUCUGAGAGCCAAAAAGGAAGAGAAAGAGUACUAUGACGAUCUGUCGACAGAACUCGAAUUAGCAGACGAUGAUGAUCCUCCCACUCUCUACAAGAUUGGAGAAUCGUUCUUCCAUCUACCGCUGAGAGACGCCAGGAGGCAGCUGAAGAAGGAUAUGAAGCGGUAUGAGACGGAUAUCGAGGGCUUGGAGGCGAGGGCUGAGGAAUGUGAGAAGGGUAUGAAGGAGCUUAAAGUACAUCUGUACGCCAAGUUUGGAAAGCAGAUCAAUCUCGAAACAACACCUUAGACUUGUACAAC